Lotus japonicus is the source of this 573-nucleotide messenger RNA. RefSeq lists its product as uncharacterized. The transcript has 4 exons. The record is from RefSeq and is a predicted model, not a curated record. Lineage: Eukaryota; Viridiplantae; Streptophyta; Magnoliopsida; Fabales; Fabaceae. The coding region runs from base 1 to 573 and encodes 190 amino acids.
AUGAGUGCUCCGAAUGGCUAUUAUUUUAGGGCUGCUCGAAUGAGUGUUGGACCCAGGAGUUCGAUGCGGAUUCUGGAUCCUUCUCCACCGAGAAGGUCUCGUGAGGUAGAGAGUCCUUCUUCUCCACCACCACAACAAGUUAAUACAAUUGAUUUGGAAGUUGGUGAUAUUGAUGAUGAUGAUAUCAACGUCAUUGACUCCCCACCCAGAGAUCUUUCCCAGGUUGGAACUGCAAGGAGGACUCGUAGAAGGAUUAACAAUAUUGUGGAUUUGGAUCAAUCCACGACAUCUGAUAAUAAUCACAUUAGACGUAGUAGAAGACUUCUCAAAAAAACACCAAUUAGUUCAGAAGGAUCUAACAAGUCUAAGGUGCCUGAGCUUCCAAGGGAGUCAAUCUUUAAAUGCCCAAUAUGUAUGUGUCCUAUGGUGAAAGAAAUGUCAACAAUGUGUGGUCACAUUUUUUGCAAGAAAUGCAUUACAGCUGCAAUAGAUGCACAAAGUAAAUGCCCUACCUGUAGGAAAUUUGUUACUAUGAAAGAGCUUAGAAGGGUGUUUCUUCCAUCAGCUAAUUGA